UUAUAUAUUUCUAAAAUGUUGAAGUUGUAUUUAUUUUUACCAAGGUAUCCAUGGAAACCAAAUCUGUUUUUCGGAGCAUUUUUUUUCAAAGGGGGACACACGUCAUCUAUACACCCAGCACUGGACACCAAAAAGCAACUGAUAAUCUUAACCAACUGUGAGAGACUGGGCCAUCUGUUUCAGCUCACUGGACUCAAGUGAAAGAAAGACAAUGAAAGAAACUUCAUUUCAGGUCACUACCCUGAUUUCAGUUGGCUUGGGGUUAGGCCUUGGACUUCUGCUGAAGUUUCUGGUUUCUAUAAGUCCACCUCAUCAUCCCUGGAUCCAAAUGCCAGGGGAAAUAUUUAUAAAUGUGCUUCAGCUAUUUGCUGUCCCCCUCAUUGUGACGAGCGUGAUUGCAGGCGUAACUGACUUAAAAACCCAGAUGUCCAAGAAAACGGCCAUCCUCGCUGCAACCUACGUCUGUUUCACUACCUUCACUGCCGUAGCGAUUGGACUGACUCUGGUGCUAUUGGCUAAGCCUGGUGAGGGGCAAGACAUGUCAUCCACUGAAAAAGUGGAUGUCCCACCCUUAUCCGUUCAUUUGGUCCUUCAGGACCUUUUAAGGAACAUGAUUCCGGAGAACUUUCUUCAGGCUUUCUAUGAGCAAUACAAGACUUCCAUUGUUCAAAUUAAAAGAAAAGACUCUGUCCACAAUAUUAGUCAGAAUGCCACUGACAUUAAACUGAUAGGCAAGUAUAUUGCUGGAGCCAACAUGGUAGGACUGGUCAUCUGGUCUUUUGUCAUCGGCAUCUUGUUAAACAAGGCGGGACGCCAGGCCAAAGUCGCUGUGGAGGUCAUUCAUUGCCUCAACAGUGCAAUAAAAGUCAUAUUUAACUGGAUCCUGUGGUACCUGCCAUUAGGGGUGUUCUUCCUGGUUGCACACCAGGUGCUGGAGAUUCAGGACUGGGCCGCUAUCAUUAAACUUACAAAGCUUUCAGGGCUGGUUCUUUUGGGGCUUGUGAUCCAUGGCUUUGUAUUUCUACCUGGGCUUUAUUUCAUAAUCCUCAGACGGAACCCUUUUGUCAUCUACAAGAAGGCCUCAAGGGCAUUGAUCACAGCACUUAUUAUUGCGUCCAGCUCUGCCACUCUACCUGUCACCUUUCAAUGCUGUGAAGAGAAGAUGAAGGUCAAUGAGAGAAUCUGCCGCCUCAUUCUGCCCAUCGUCACCACCAUCAACAUGAAUGGGACCGGACUCUACGAAGUGAUCGCUACCAUCUUUGUUGCCCAGAUUAAUGACAUCGUGCUGGAUAUCGGCCAGUUAAUCUCCAUUGGCUUGACUGUUUCCAUUGCCAGCUUUGGAACCGCAGGGAUCCCAGCAACGGGAGCUGUGAGCACCAUCCUGGUUCUGACAGCGGUGGGACUGCCUGCGGAGGAUGCCUACAUUCUGCUGGUGGUGGAAUGGCUUCUAGACCAUUUCAACACCACGCUGAAUGUGCUGGGAGACUGCUUUGGUGUGGCUGUCAUCGAUUAUCUGUGCCACGAUGCGCUGAUGGGCUACAACAUCGACAGUGUUAGAGACAUUGGAGAGGUCGAAAAGAACUUAAGCUGUUUGGAGCCUAAUAAGAAGCUCAUCCCCCGUCCCUCCCACCCACCCUCAGGAUUCAUUUCACCAUAGCGAGGGGAUCGUCUCCGCACCUCAUUCACACCAACAAGCUGAAACCUGGGGACAGGGAUGGCAGCACCCUGGGGUGUCUGAGCUGAUCAUUUCCCUGCUCGCUUAUAGUUAUUGCUAGUUGGACGGUGUCAUAUCAGUUUGUUCAUCUGUAUUUAUUUUCCAUUUCAUUUCAGUUUUUGCGACCUUUAAAUUAUCUAUUUAUAUAUUUCUAACGUAUUGAGUUUUUAAUGAUUAUAAGUAUUGUUAUGCGUUUGUAGAUAAUUAAACUUCACCAUUCUGCA
Messenger RNA from Poecilia latipinna (sailfin molly), 1938 nucleotides. RefSeq names its product excitatory amino acid transporter 3-like. Gene Ontology annotation, molecular function: neutral L-amino acid transmembrane transporter activity; L-glutamate transmembrane transporter activity; glutamate:sodium symporter activity. NCBI's taxonomy places the organism in Eukaryota, Metazoa, Chordata, Actinopteri, Cyprinodontiformes, Poeciliidae. Gene Ontology annotation, biological process: L-glutamate transmembrane transport. The transcript has 13 exons. The record is from RefSeq and is a predicted model, not a curated record. The coding region runs from base 212 to 1657 and encodes 481 amino acids. Gene Ontology annotation, cellular component: plasma membrane.